AUGGCGCCCGAAUCCGCCAGCGCAGCGGCUGGCCGCACCAGACAGUACUUUCAAGAGAGUGAAGAAGACCGCAUAACGAGAACAUAUGCAAAAUUUCCCGAAUUCGAAGCCGAUAUGCCCAAACUCGUGAAUCGAUUCCAGUUCUCCUUCAAGGACAACAUUACAUCCUAUCUCGGUCGCAAUAACCCCUUCUACCAGAACGUCAAUCCGGAGACAGAUUACGUAUGGCUUCUCGACACUACCGCCUUCCAGAACCGAUUAGGGCGGUGGAAAGCUGAAUUCGUCGCUGCUUACUUUGUCCAAAACAGCGGCAAGGACGUGUCGGAAGUGGUGGCAUGGGUCAGUGAAAAGAUUGGCUUAGCAGAUGACGAAGAAGCCAAAGCAACCAUCGCGAAGAGAAUCCAACCCUUUGCUGACUCGAUCCUUCCCGCACACGCUGUCGAGAUUGACCUCUUUGGCAUGAACGUCAGACUCGGGCCUAGUGGGCGCGAUGGCAUCAGCUCGGAUGAGCUCGCUGUUCCUGGCACCGACUACAAGGACGGCGAAGUUGUCACUUCCAAAGCCAUCAACGCUGAUGCAACGCCUUUCAACAUCACCUUUGCCAAGCCAAAAGGUUGGGCUGUUCUAAGUGACAUUGACGACACGAUUAAGAAAACACUUACAUCCUCGCCUGUUGGCAUCCUGACGACAACCUUUGCCGAAGAGCCAGAGCCCAUCAAAGGAAUGCCAGAGCUCUAUAAGCACAUCGUCCAGAAGCUCGAGAACCCACCCUUCUGGUACCUCUCUGCCUCACCCUACAACUUGUACCCAUUCCUACGCGACUUCCGCGAAACCUACUACCCGUCAGGCACCAUGAUUCUACGUGACGCAUCGUGGAUGAAUCUCGGGGGUUUCCUCGCCAAUCUCACUCAAGGCACCGAAUCCUACAAAGUCGACCGCCUCGAGAAAGUGAAUGGGUGGUUCCCCAAGCGCAAGUUCAUCGUUAUCGGCGAUUCCACGCAAUCAGACCCCGAAGCGUACGGUGAAGCGUAUCGGAGACACCCCAAGUGGAUCGGCGCAAUUUACAUUCGCAAGGUGACGGGUGUUGCAGAAAUGGAUGAGAACAAGAAGAAUGAUCCUGAACGCUUCGAGAGAGCGUUCAAGGACGUGCCGAGGGAUAUUUGGUAUGUGUUUGAGGAUCCGCAGGAGCUCUAUGCGAAGAUCGAUGCUUUGCCGCAGAUCAACAUGGCGAAACGACCCUACGAUGAUACCGAUCCACGACCCAUGUACAUGCUCCUCGUCCUUGCGAUUGCCCUAUGCGCCUAUUCCUUCUGGAUAGGUACCGUCUGCGUGCGCCUCUACUUCUACAAAGGCGCCCUUGGCCCUGAGCCCGAGAAAUUCAUCAUUUUAACGAAGGAGCUUAAAGAGCGGUACCGCAAAUCGAUGCUCGCUGGCAACUGCGAUGAUGUACAACAGGACCUUGAUUAUCACUCCACCACUGUCAAAGACAGACGCAUCACAGUGUUCCCGCAUGUCGCUCCCCCGGGUCCUGACUCUCCAGAAACCAUGCUGAACACGGCACUCGAUCCUCGACGCUUCUCUACUCUGCCUACAAUCAACCUCCAAGAUGUCGCCGACUCUGACGAUUUCGACGACCCCAAACUGCGCAGUUUUGUCGCAGAGGAGGUGCGCAUCUCGAGGCUCCCGGCCUUUGUGCAAGACGACUGCGGUGACGGGUCGGAGUUUCCCGAUAUACCUAUCGCGCUGGAGCCCAUUGAGGAACACGCUGGCACGCCAGAUAUAUCCCCGCUAAGAAAGACGGAAGAGUACCUGCGCUUAGGAUUGAAGAGGGUAGAUCGUAGCGAGUGGCUGGCGGUCGACAACACGUACAUUGAGUUCCACGAUGCGCGACACUCACUUCUUAAGAUGAAGGAGACGGAAUGUAUCCAAGUGAAGCAGGAAGGCGAAACCGCGUGCGCAGAACUAAUGCACGAAAUUGUCGAGUUCGUGACAGAAAAGUACCCACAUCACUUCAAUCUACCAGAUAUUCUCAAGCUGUCCGACCUCUCCCCUUACUCCUUCGCCCCGUCGCUAAUGUCCCGUACCGAGACAUACAUCCAGACCCGCCCCGACCGGCGUACACUGGGCGAUGUACUCCACAUCCAGCGACCGGCAGAUUUCUUCGCGGGGAACAUAUUCAAUCUCACGCCCAAGGACCUCCUUGUGCGCCGCGAGACGCAGAUAUUUCGCCGACUGCCCAAGUCAGCUGCUAUUGUGUUCAGUUCCAAAACUAGCACGACGCGAUUGGUUGAGUUGAGUAGGAUUGAGAGGAGGGAACUGCUACGAGAGGUGGAGGGCUGGAAUGAGGACGUGGCAAGGUUCAAGGGUAGGGAUCUUUGGAUUACGGCUGUCGAGGGGUAUUGUUUGGGUAAGCCUGUCUUUAGAGAUGAUACGACAGUGUUUAGUAGGGGCUCUUAG
This is a messenger RNA of Cucurbitaria berberidis CBS 394.84, 2457 nucleotides long. RefSeq lists its product as uncharacterized. Bases 1 to 2457 code for a protein of 818 amino acids. The record is from RefSeq and is a predicted model, not a curated record. The transcript has 3 exons. Gene Ontology annotation, cellular component: actin cortical patch. Gene Ontology annotation, molecular function: phosphatidate phosphatase activity. Lineage: Eukaryota; Fungi; Ascomycota; Dothideomycetes; Pleosporales; Cucurbitariaceae.